CCGCGUCGCCCGCCAGCGGGAAUACCGCGGCCGCCAGGAAAAGACAUCCAUAAUUGCUGUUGCCAAGAGCAAGCGUCAAGCCUCCGUGACCAUUUUGGCUCAUGGUCCUUCGCUGGUCUCAGCAGAUGGUUCUGUCUAAACGCUGCAGGCUGCGGCAUGGGUGGUUCGCAGGCUGCAGUUGCGUAGCAUUUGUGGUUGCUUUGAGCUGGCCCCUGUGUUCCAAAACCGACGGUAGUGUUUCUGCUUGGACUAGUCCCCCCAGAAGAAGAGAUCAGUUCUUGACGAUUGGCUUGUGGACGGUGGGGCAAGCUGUGGUUGGGACACCAUCUUCUGCUUCCGGAGAGGUGGUACCGUUGUUGGACAAGUCAUUGCGUAGGCAUGCCAAGCAAUUGCAACGAGCCGCGGACGUUUUGGUCUUUGAUGUGCGACCUAUGAUAUACGCUGGUAACUGGACAAAGCUCGCUGAGGUCCUUAAAUUCGACGCUUUUCCGAACGAGGCCUGGCAUUCAGCAGCGUACGUGGUGCAGGGCAAUGAGGAUUUCCUGCCAGGCGCCGAAGAUGCUCCACAGGUGCUCGAUCGAACAUUUCGUGACCUCCGCAGCAUCAUUGCUAAGGAUUUAGAUGAUGGGCGCAAGCGUGAGCAGGCACUUCAGGCCUGGUGGGUUGCUACAGCAACGGUCAACAGCGUGAUGUCGGCAGCGAACAACCUCAUAGCUUCGGAACCGACUCUCAAUGACAUCCCAAAUUUUGCCGUGGUGCCAGAGGAUGUGAGUCAGUACUUGCGGAAGCCAGAGCAGUACUCGAGAAAGUGCACUGUUCUUGAUGGACUGCCCAGCCUCCUGAAGUGGUGCCAGUGAUUAAUGCUGGGGCUUGGUCAUCCAGAUCCUCGAUCGAAGCAAAUCAAGCUAGACCAGACAUCAAAGCCAACCUCACUUCACAGCACAAGCCGUCCAUAGCCAUCAAGAACAGACAGCCGGAAUAUAUACAAGCAC
Messenger RNA from Prorocentrum cordatum, 992 nucleotides. Lineage: Eukaryota; Dinophyceae; Prorocentrales; Prorocentraceae. The record is from the annotation of a GenBank genome assembly.